Messenger RNA from Ictalurus punctatus (channel catfish), 2030 nucleotides. It is a transcript of the gene chst1, whose product is annotated as carbohydrate (keratan sulfate Gal-6) sulfotransferase 1. Gene Ontology annotation, cellular component: Golgi membrane. NCBI's taxonomy places the organism in Eukaryota, Metazoa, Chordata, Actinopteri, Siluriformes, Ictaluridae. Bases 437 to 1702 code for a protein of 421 amino acids. Gene Ontology annotation, biological process: keratan sulfate proteoglycan metabolic process; carbohydrate metabolic process; N-acetylglucosamine metabolic process. Gene Ontology annotation, molecular function: N-acetylglucosamine 6-O-sulfotransferase activity; keratan sulfotransferase activity. The transcript has 3 exons. The record is from RefSeq and is a predicted model, not a curated record.
GUGGUUUUGACGGGGAGCUCGCGCAGCGCAGUCCCACGCCUCACUUUACCACACACUCAGGCACUGUCUCGCUCGCGCCUCACUUCGGCACGCGCACUCCAACCUCCAUCCAUCCAUCCAUCCAUCCUUCCUUCCACCCAUCGCGCGCGAGGAGAAAUCAACAAUUUGAAGCUUUCAGGACUGAGAGAGACAGUCUGGAGAAAUGCAUGUCUGACAUCAUUUCGUUGUGGGCCGUCAGGACGGAUUACAGCAUGAUUUUUAUUCAUAUGGACAAAUCUUCGCAUCUCUACGACCUGCUAUAACAACACAGCCUAGACACCGGAAACAGUCAUAUUUUAGCUCAUACACCUUCUCCUCUUCGCAUUAACUUCAAUAGCUGCCCCUUCGCCGAUGGGCUCCGAAUCAGACUGCAUUCUCUAAAUGAAGUUCCUCAGCCAUGCAAUGUUCCUGGAAGGCUGUGAUUCUGCUCGGCCUGGCGUCCAUCGCCAUCCAGUACACAGCGAUAAGGACGUUCACGUCCGAGCCCUUUCAGAUCUGCCCCGUGCCGAGCUCGGUAAACUGCAGCCUGGCUCAGGAACCGGAGACGUUCGACCGCUUCUGCGAUGACUUCCCUUAUUUCCCAUACAACGCCUCCAGAGCCAAGACUCACAUUCUCAUUCUGGCCACAACUCGCAGCGGCUCGUCUUUCGCCGGCCAGCUCUUCAACCAGCAUACGGACGUGUUCUAUUUAUUCGAGCCGCUCUAUCACGUACAGAAUGCCCUGCUUCCUCACCUCACUCACAGCAGGUACACUUCAGAUCGCAGGGUUAUGCUUGGAGCAAGCCGUGACCUUUUGCGCAGCUUAUACCACUGCGACCUGUAUUUCUUGGAGAGCUACAUCAAACCUCUGCCUGCUAAUCACACCACAGAUAAGCUUUUCCGGCGAGGAGCGAGUCGGGCACUUUGCUCGCCACCUGCCUGCGAUGCUUUCAACCUCAAUGAGGUGAAUAUAGAUGAGGGCGAGUGCGUGAGGAAGUGCACCCUCCUCAAUCUGACCCUGGCGGCAGAGUCUUGCCGAGAAAGGCGACAUGUGGCGAUCAAGACGGUGCGAAUCCCAGAAGUCGGAGAUCUCCGCGCUCUAGUGGAGGAUCCACGGCUCAACCUGAAGGUUGUCCAGCUGGUUAGGGACCCACGAGGCAUCUUGGCAUCAAGGAUCGAGACUUUUAGAGAUACGUAUCGCCUCUGGAGGAUCUGGAGGGCCACAGGGCGCAAACCAUACAACCUUGACCUGAGCCAGAUCAUGACGGUAUGCGACGACGUCUUGCGUUCCAUUAACACAGCCUCUGAGCGUCCAGCAUGGCUUCGUGGCCGCUACAUGUUGGUGCGCUACGAGGAUUUAGCGCGCCGGCCCCUCCAAAAGACCCGUGAGAUCUACGACUUCCUUGGAUUGGCCAUGGAGAAAGGGGUUGAGGAGUGGAUUCGAAACAACACCAGAGGAAGCAACGAAGGUUUGGCAAAGCAUAAAUACAGUACUCUGAGGGACUCUGCUGCCAACGCUGAGAGCUGGAGGCUCAAGCUCUCGCAUGACAUCGUCGAUUACACACAGACGGUGUGUCAGCAGGUUUUAGAGGAGCUAGGCUACAGGGCUGUGAACUCGCCCGAGGAGCUCAAGAACUUGUCCCUUUCACUGAUUGAGGACAAGACCUUUACACCCUUUUUGUAGCGAGUGAUCCCACCUACAACUGUUUUUCUACACUUCAACUGUUGCCUUAAUUCGACACGUUUUGCACUAUCAAGUUGGGAAAUCGCUCGCAGUCACAGUACAAACAGCACAAAAAACAAACAAACCAAAACAUUCACUUGAGCUUGGAGUAGACUUGAGAAUGACAGAUGUGCUCAUUAUGUUUAUCCGGCUAUGAAGUCCCUGUAUUCACCCCAUUGCUUUGAUAAAGGUGGAUGUUUGUGGGUGGAGAACUCAAAAAACACAUCCAUGUGCUAAAUAGAGGUCUGAAAUGGUAACAAAAUGCAAUAAACCUGUGAAUGUCACAGUC